AUGAACUCUUCACUUGGAAUUACAGAUAUGUCGGGUAAAGACUACUACGUUAGAUUUGCCAGAGCAGUAAACGAUUAUCAGAUCGAUUCAAUUGAUGGAGAUCAAGCCGGAGACCCUUUUGAGAUUGCCCAAGAGUUCAGAAGCAUCGCAGGAGAAUGUGCAUUGACAGAGCUGAGAUCAGGGAACAUUAAAGCUGGGAAAGACUGGGAGUUAGAGGCCAAUUAUUGGAGUUUGUUUAGGCAAUUAAUAAAAUUUAGGUAUUCAGAUAAACAUCAACAACAAUCGCAAGUCAACUGCAGCACGCGAGCAGCGUAUGAAAAAGAACUUUUGCAGAACAAUAAUGACUUUUAUGAAUUAUGGAUAAUUAUGGUAUGGCUACAAGAUAAUCUACAAACUGUGGAAAGGCCGGAGAACUUGCCAACUAAGAAAUGGAAUCAUACGUUAUUGAAACAAGGCCUCCAGAGUCAAGAUGUCGACUAUCCCUUGAGAGAUAGCAGUGUAAUUCUUGAUGAAAAGGAUAGAGAACAGGAUCGCGUUAUAUUUAAGUAUAUUUUUCAAUUACUUUUGAGGGGUAAGAUUGAGGAAGCCCUCAAUGAGUGUGAAUUGUCAGGUAAUUUAACUUUAAGCAUGAUAAUUUGCGGUUUGCAAGAAUAUGUUAAUCCAGAAAUUGAUUUCCAUCUCAAAAAUGAGUUUGACUUUCAGCAGGGAAUUAAAAAACAUUCCCUAUGGAGAAGAACAGUUUAUGGUAUAUCUCAAAAUUCCAAAUUAGACCUUUACGAGAGGGCUAUAUAUAGCUUACUAGCUGGUGUAAGUCCAAGUGAGGAAGUGAUGAGCAUAUGUAACUGGGAGGAAUUAUUGAUCUUCUUUAUCAAUCAGAAGCUUCAAACUGAUAUUGAAAAUGAGAUGAUAAGAGCAGGUUUUGUCACUGAUGAAGAAAUACAGUUAUAUAUACCAUCUUCGACCGAGUCGCUAUCAUCAAUACUGAAUGAUUUAUCCAAUUUAAAACCAGAAGAAAGUUCACAUCCAUUAAGAACUUUGAUUGCGUCAAUUAUCUUAGGUACUACAGAUUCUAUUGUUCAUUCCUCGGUAUUGCAAUUGUUUGACGCCAUAAAAAACUCUGAGCAGGAAAACGAAAUUUUCAACGAGCCAUACCUAUUACGAGUUAUGACACAUACUGCUAUUAUGUUCAAAAUUAUUGAUAGACAUGCCUUGAAUGAGACAGACACCUCAAAACUCAUAACAUCCUACAUCACCAUACUAAAAUUCUAUGAAUUAUUUGACUGCAUACCAGCUUAUAUGACUCUAUUGUCAGCUGAGGAGACUAUUGAAGCGUAUUCUUUUGUGCUUUCUACUAUAGAAGAAAGUUCUGAAAAAAGAAAGCAAAUAGAAUUAAUGAGUGUGCUCCAUUUACCCUGUUCUGAAAUCAUAAAGAAGAUAACACAGAGGGUAUUUGAUGAUACUGAGCAGCAAUAUCAACCAACUCAAGUAAUGUCAGUUUGUUUUGAAACUACUAAGAUUGACUUACAUCUGAUUAAUUCCGUUGAAUGGUUAUUGGAAGGUAAACUCUAUGUGGAUGCAAUGAACUCGAUACUUGCAUUGGCUAGAAGAUUUCUACUGAACGGUAAGGUAAAGUCUUUAGAACUGUUCUUUGAAAGAAACGAUCUAACAACUGUCAUAAAUCAAAUUGAAAUUGCAAUUGCAGUUGGAAAACAACCAAUCAAUUCAUCAACACGAAAAGAGCUUUCUCAAUAUGAGAAUCUGAUUCAGGGUUUUGUCGAGUACGAAAACUGGCAAAAAUCGGUCAACCAACUGAAUUCAGAAUCCAACAUACCAUCGCUAAUUGAAAAAUUUCAAGGAUUUUCGAAUGACAUUAACAUUUUGAUCAAAGAUUUCUUGGUUGAGUUGUGUGAAGAUGAAAAAUCCGAAAAUACGGCCAUACUGUAUGAGAUUCGUGCACUAUAUAUACCCUAUUUGAUAAUAGAAUUGCAUAAAAAGCUCGUUGAAGCUAGUGAACUUUUAAAGAUUCCUAAGUUUAUUUCACGAGCUCUUGAAUUGACUAAUUUUGUGGCAAAUGAAUCGGAAAGAAUAUAUGUUUUAUUCCAAGAAAGUGGGAAACUAAAAGAAUACCUAGAUCUUGUGGCGAAAACUGCUAUUUUGGCAGAGGAUAUUAAAUAG
This is a messenger RNA of Nakaseomyces glabratus, 2175 nucleotides long. It is a transcript of the gene NUP84, whose product is annotated as Nup84p. Gene Ontology annotation, molecular function: structural constituent of nuclear pore. NCBI's taxonomy places the organism in Eukaryota, Fungi, Ascomycota, Saccharomycetes, Saccharomycetales, Saccharomycetaceae. Gene Ontology annotation, biological process: mRNA export from nucleus; post-transcriptional tethering of RNA polymerase II gene DNA at nuclear periphery; protein import into nucleus. The record is from RefSeq and is a predicted model, not a curated record. Gene Ontology annotation, cellular component: nuclear pore outer ring; nuclear pore.